AUGAAAAAGCGCGGCCCCUCCACGCGCAUGUCCCUCCUGAACCAAUCGGACGCGACUGGACGGGAACUCCGUCUCUGGCUGCUCUCGGCCUCGACGGUCCAUGGCGUGACGUUCUACCGUAUUGCAGGCCGGUUUACCUCAAGUGGACAGACGUGGGAAGUGAGUCACCGGUACUCGGAGUUUUUGAAACUCCGGGACCAGCUGGCCAAGUUCCUGUCGGCGUCUACGGACAAGUGCCCCGGCUGUCGCAAUUAUCUCCAUUCGAUCCAGCGGUUCGACUUUCCUAAGAAACACCUGUUUGCAUCGAGGGCGCCGCCUGUUGUGAAUUACCGGGUCAAGGCCUUGCGGUCAUUUUUGAACUUGCUCGCGUCGUGGGCGUUCUCCAAGACGCCCAAGUGUCCCACCUGUGGGGGCUACGCUUUCGAGAUGGUGCGGACUUUUGUACUGGAAGGGGACAGUGUGUCAACGGUCAAUGCAGAUAUGGAUGCUAUCCGAGAGUCCGUCACGGUCGCCGCUUUUGCCGAGCCUAAAUCGACGAGCUCAAGGGGUUUUUGUAUGGACACUGGCAGUCAGAGCUGGAUGACGGCAAGUUCAUCGGGAGAAGCUGAUACGACUCAGAGCAUGGAGGGGAUGUUACCAGGACAGGAGGGGAGACCCGGUCAAGAGAAGACUCUAGGAGACCCACAGCAGUCGAGGGUACUGCAUCCCCAACAUUCUCAGGAUCAAGUUUCAAGUGGUCGGCGCUUGCCAGCGCAGCAAAGGUGCUACCAGGACGACGAUCCCUAUGACGCAUUUAAUGACUAUUUGCCAGAGAGGUUGUCCAACAUUAAGAAGGCAACUCAAUCGAGCAUGGAGCAAAAGAUCCAGAAGGGCAAGUUCUCGUCGAGACCGCUGCAUGAAGUGAUCGAGGAGCGACAUCAGCACGAGAUGAACGACACGGCGGCUCGUGUGAAUGAGCAAAAGCUGCAGAAGCAACGGAGCGAGCCGCGGUACUUGUCAGCAAGUCGCCCUUCAACAGGGAGUGGGGUGUCGGUUGGUACGAGUGCCUUUGAAAGUCCGCGCUCCUGUAAGAGAGGGGUGAGUCGCCACAGCUUCGAUGGGGAGAGCUUGGUGUCGGAUCGAAACAUGGCUACAAUUGAGCCUACGUCUAUUCAAGGCGACGACAAUGACGCAAAGGAUGGGAAUUCCACAAGCAGUGUCUACUCGGGGGACGAUGAGAUUGAGCUCAAGGGCGUGACUAUGGCGUCGCCCCCACAUGUGCGCAAGAAAAGCAGCGCAGAUAACUUGUGGCAGCCAUGGGAGCUCGCACGAGAAUCUGUACGUGGCCCAGGGGCAUCUAUUCUUUCGUCAGAUGGCAAUGCGACGGCAAACGUUAAGCGUUAG
This is a messenger RNA of Peronospora matthiolae, 1383 nucleotides long. The record is from the annotation of a GenBank genome assembly. Lineage: Eukaryota; Oomycota; Peronosporomycetes; Peronosporales; Peronosporaceae.